UAACUGAGCGGUUCUUCUAUUAACUCCCCAAGUUGAAACCCUAGAAUUCAAUAUCGAAGAGGGUUCUUCGAAUCGUGCUAUCAUCCGCCGCUCGUCGAUUCCAGGCAUGACUUCCGAACUGAAGGCUAGAGGGAAGGAGUCCCCUAAAGCACCGGAGCCAGCUAAACCAUCCAAGGCACCAAAGCUCAUGUCGUCCGAGUCCCCUACUGAAUCAACGACGAAGAUGGGAACCUGCGUGCGCUGCCUAGCCGUUGGUGAGCUGAAACUCGUACCCAAGAACGACGAUUCCAAUUAUGUGGUCAAGAGCGACGAUUUCAAGGGCGAUGAAGAAUUGAAGCUCCGUGUCAUCCAUUACCGGAGGAAGAAGUGGAUCAGCGGUUGUUUUUAUGCUGAUUGUCCACCUAAUUACCCUAGUUUCGAGGGAAUCUACUACUACGAACAUUUGCCCGUAACUCCUGAUACGAAGCAGAAGCUUGACAAAUCUCUUCAAUUCGCCAUCGACAAAUAUAACAAAGAGAAGGGGGACAACUUGACUUUAGAUGGAAUUCUGCACACAAAUCUGGAGACUUAUGGUUCUAUGAUCUUCUAUAUAACUUUUAAAGGCUUCACUGAGAAGUUUGGUGUCCAGACUUACCAGACUGUGGUCACCUGUUCAAAGUAUUACACUGGCGGUCAUGUAGUUAAACUCUUCAGAAAUGGCAAAGGCGACUAUGAGGAUUUGUUGACCCCAAUAGAUUCUUCAUUCCAAGAGUAUACAAGGGUCAAAAAAGAGCUAAUAUACACCUUAGACGGUCAUGUGUUACCAUCUGACCCCUUUUAUGAAGACUUCAAAAGGAUCUGUGCAGAACAAAGGGAAAGAGAGAAUGCCAGAGUAAAAGAGCUGAUGUGAUAUUCCCUUCUCUUGAAGGUAGGGUGACAACUACGGUGUUGAACUGAGAAGUGGGGUAGUAUGGUCUCUAUGCUAUGGUAGCAAGAACCAGAAGCAAUAGUAUAAGUGGUUUAAUGUUGUGCAGACAUUUGAGUAGCAACUUGGUCUAUCUCUAUGUAUGGGUUUUUAAGGCUUGGACUUUCUUCUCUCCGAAGAAAAGGUUGGUAAAUUUAAGUAUUUAUGGCAUCAUUAUGUAGUAUUGCUCAGGUUUGUACGCUUAAGCACGUGCUUCUUAUAUUCCUCGGAAUGAUAAUUGUUCUCUAGCCCUUCCACCGAGAGCUGCUUCACAGCAAAAUCAGUUUGCCUUUUUUGCCUUGCCUUUUUUGCCAUAACCAUGAUUAUACAAUAAUAGCCAAAUUUUUUAGGAAAACGCAGAUAUAGUCAUUCCAUCUAUAAUAUUAAUGGUAAUGUCAUGGUUGCUGACUAGACAAACGAUUCUAGACAAACGAUGACGUGGCAAAAUAACUUUUAUUAUUAUUAAGUGAAACAAAAAAAACAAAUAAAAUCAUGGGACGGUUAAUCUCCCUCUUCAGUAGGGAUGGCAAUGGGUUGGGUUGGGGCGGGUUUUGUCAAACCCAAACCCAUGGGUUUAUCCGCCAAAAAAACCCGGGGUAAAACCCGUUGGGUUUGAAAAACUCAAACCCAACCCAACCUGCUGGGUAUCCGCGGGUUCAUGGGUACCUGUGGGUUUUUGUAGUAAAAAAUUUACAAUAACAAGUUUCUUACAAAAUAAAAGUUUAACAUCAAUUUUCUCAUACAAAUUAAUCAUACAAAAAAACACCAAUCUAGAGCAUACAAGCAAACCGCAAAUGAUCAAUACAAAUUGUUCAAAAUUAAAGAUAAACAUCUAUAAACAAAAGAUUAAUUGAAAGUUUCUUUCUCGUCAACUAAGUUUCUUCACUCUCCACUUCAUAAUAUCAACUUCAUUCUAAACAAUUAGAAAGAACAAAUUAUACAUGUCUCCACAAACAUAAAGAAUAUUAAUUGUUUAAGGAAGAUAUAUUAUUUAGAAUAUUAAAUAUACCGGAAAAAUAAUUAUAUGUGUGUGGGCGGGUACCCAUGGGUCGGGUUUACCUAAACCCAAACCCAACCCGACCCGGUGAAUAGUGUAGCGGGUUUAAACCCGAACUCGGCCCAAAACCCGUCAACACGGAUUUUACCCGCGUUGACCGGGUUGGGUCGGGUGGGUACCCGUGGGUUCGGGUUUUGUUGCCAUCCCUACUCUUCAGGGAAGCUCCGCCUGCUCUUUUCUUAUAGCUCUCCCCGAACUCUGACGUCGGCCUUCACACAAUUCCUCUCCACCACCUUUCUCCAUUCGGCCUCCCUGGCCUCCUUUUAAUCACCAUCAUCACUCUUGCUUCCUAACACCCGCACUCGUCCUUGGCAGCUUCCCCCCAUCGGAUACCGGCGGUCGAUUCCACCGAGCUUGCUGCCGAAGAUGAUGAAGAAAGGUCGGAGGAAAUCGUUUUCCAGAUUUCUGCUUCUCGUCGUACCCUUCGUCGUCGCAAAACUCCUUCCAAUCGACGCUGCUACUUGGCCACGAAAUUGAUUCACAGAUUAGGGAUUGUGGGUAAAAAUCCCUUUUCACCUAACUGCAACCCAAUUCCAUCCCUCUGCCUAGGGCGUCGACCAAAGAUAAAUACCUCAGCGAAUCUGGAGAUGGGCGCCGACACCGUCGAAUCUAGAUUUUCUUUUGGUGGGACGUCUCCGUUGUGGAUUAGUUGGAGAAGACGAUGUCGGGUACCCAACAAGACUUAGAUUCUCUUCUUCCCCCGAAAUUGUCCCCUCCCACACCGUGUUGGUUCCACCAGUGGUUCACGAGAAUGAUAUUCUCGACGAAGACGAGCAGAAACGGCGACAGAUAACCCAGCUCCGAGAUCCUAAUCCGCUUUUCGUGCCUUGCUAAAAAACCGAUCUUUGUUUA
This is a messenger RNA of Linum trigynum, 2852 nucleotides long. NCBI's taxonomy places the organism in Eukaryota, Viridiplantae, Streptophyta, Magnoliopsida, Malpighiales, Linaceae. The record is from the annotation of a GenBank genome assembly.